CUUUUUUUCCGUAGAAAAAGAUCCCAUUUUUUUUCAUUGACCUUUCUCUAUCAUCACUCUCUCUCUCUUGUUAAUUUCUUAUACAUAUAAAUAUUGUAUCUAUCUAAUUCACCUUCUUCUUCAACCUCUUCCUAUAUAUCAGAUCUCAGAUUCAUUUUUGCUUUCUGUAUCUUAUCAUAACUAUUAUUUGUACUUUUUCCAUUAUGUUCCAUGUUUUUCUUUGUUGCAAGAGAUAAACAUGGAUGAAAACAAGUACUUUUGGUUUCAAAAAUGUAAGAGGAAGAUGGAACCACAAAACAUGAAUCCCAGUUCAGUCUUUCCAGAUGAAGUGCUGGAGAGAAUUCUCAGCAUGGUGAAGUCACGCAAAGACAAGAGUUCGGUUUCAUUGGUUUGCAAAGACUGGUUCGAUGCUGAAAGAUGGUCGAGAAAGAAUGUGUUCAUAGGUAACUGUUAUUCCGUUACACCAGAGAUCUUGACUCAAAGAUUUCCGAAUGUUCGAAGUGUUACAUUGAAAGGCAAGCCACGUUUCUCUGAUUUCAACUUGGUUCCUGCUAAUUGGGGUGCUGAUAUUCAUCCAUGGCUUGUUGUUUUCGCUGAAAAGUACCCUUUUCUUGAAGAGUUAAGGCUUAAGAGAAUGGUUGUUACUGAUGAGAGUUUAGAGUUUCUGGCUUUUUCGUUUCCGAAUUUUAAAGCGCUUUCUCUUUUGAGCUGUGAUGGAUUUAGCACUGAUGGUUUAGCUGCUGUUGCUACUAAUUGCAAGAACUUAACUGAGCUUGACAUACAAGAGAAUGGUAUCGAAGACAAAAGCGGUAACUGGUUGAGUUGCUUCCCAGAAAGCUUUACAUCAUUGGAAGUGUUGAACUUUGCCAACCUAACCAAUGAAGUAAACAUCGACGCGCUAGAGAAACUUGUUGGUAGGUGCAAAUCAUUGAAGACUUUGAAGGUUAACAAAAGCGUAACGCUGGAACAGUUGAAAAAACUUCUUGUUCGCGCCCCUCAGUUAUGUGAGCUUGGCAGUGGCUCAUUUUCGCAAGAGCUGACAUCUCAGCAGUAUGCAGAGCUCGAAACCGCGUUCAAAAAUUGUAAAAGCCUUCACACCCUGUCUGGUUUAUGGGUGGCUUCAGCGCGAUAUCUUCAAGUUCUAUACCCUGCGUGCGCGAAUCUGACUUUUUUGAAUUUUAGCUAUGCUCCUCUUGACAGUGAAGAUCUUACCAAGAUUCUUGUUCACUGUCCUAAUCUUCGACGUCUUUGGGUUGUUGACACCGUUGAAGACAAGGGACUUGAAGCGGUUGGAUCGAACUGUCCAUUGCUUGAGGAACUGCGUGUUUUUCCUGCAGAUCCGUUUGACGAGGAAGCUGAAGGCGGGGUGACUGAAUCGGGGUUUGUUGCUGUCUCUGAAGGAUGCCGGAAGCUUCACUAUGUUCUCUACUUUUGUCGUCAAAUGACCAAUGCUGCUGUCGCUACCGUAGUCCAAAACUGCCCCGACUUUACUCAUUUCCGCCUCUGCAUAAUGAACCCUGGCCAGCAAGAUUACCUGACGGACGAACCUAUGGACGAGGCCUUCGGAGAAGUUGUUAAGAACUGCACUAAACUUCAGAGGCUCGCUGUAUCAGGUUAUCUAACGGACCUCACAUUCGAGUAUAUAGGAAAGUAUGCCAAAAACUUGGAAACGCUUUCGGUGGCUUUUGCAGGAAGCAGUGAUUGGGGAAUGGAGUGUGUACUGGUCGGAUGUCCGAAACUGAGAAAACUCGAGAUAAGAGACAGUCCAUUCGGAAAUGCAGCGCUUUUGGCAGGUUUGGAGAAGUACGAGUCGAUGAGGUCACUUUGGAUGUCGUCCUGCAGACUGACGAUGAAUGGAUGUAGAUUUUUGGCAGGAGAAAAGCCGAGGUUGAAUGUCGAAGUAAUGCAGGAAGAAGGAGGCGAUGAUAGUCGGGCCGAAAAACUUUAUGUUUAUCGAUCUGUUGCCGGGCCAAGAAGGGAUGCACCUCCUUUUGUUCUCACUCUCUGAUUUUCCAUCUCUAGUCCUUUAUAGACCAGUUGGACCUAUCAAUAAAAAUAAUGGAAGUGUCCAUUCUAAAUGAGCAAUAACUGUGAACAAUAGAUCCAAAUGACAUGAAAAAAAUCUUGUAUUUGAUUAUCAGAUGCUAGAAGUUCUAUACUUUUAGGGGAUCAUGAAGAUAUUUUGUUGUUUUAUGGAAGUAUUUAUUCAAGAAAAGAUACAUUUUCUUUUGA
Molecule: messenger RNA, 2232 nt
Organism: Lathyrus oleraceus (garden pea)
Lineage: Eukaryota; Viridiplantae; Streptophyta; Magnoliopsida; Fabales; Fabaceae
Product: protein TRANSPORT INHIBITOR RESPONSE 1
Exons: 4
Coding region: 239-2008 (589 amino acids)
Biological process (GO): SCF-dependent proteasomal ubiquitin-dependent protein catabolic process
Cellular component (GO): SCF ubiquitin ligase complex
Molecular function (GO): protein binding
Source: RefSeq, a predicted model, not a curated record